Molecule: messenger RNA, 921 nt
Organism: Monodelphis domestica (gray short-tailed opossum)
Lineage: Eukaryota; Metazoa; Chordata; Mammalia; Didelphimorphia; Didelphidae
Source: RefSeq, a predicted model, not a curated record
GGGGAGGAGGGGGAGGUGGGGGCGGGGGAGAAGGGAGGCCGCCGCCGCUCGCGCUGGUUCCGCGCCGCCACUGUGGCCAUGAUGAUCUACGGCUUCCAGAGCAGCCGCCAGGACUUCUCCUUCGGGCCCUGGAAGCUGACGGCGGCCAAGACGCACAUCAUGAAGUCGGCCGAUGUGGAGAAAUUAGCUGAUGAGCUCCAUAUGCCAUCUCUUCCUGAAAUGAUGUUUGGAGACAAUGUUUUAAGAAUCCAACAUGUUUCUGGCUUUGGAAUUGAGUUCAAUGCAACAGAUGCUUUAAAGUGUGUAAACAACUACCAAGGAGUGCUUAAGGUGGCAUGUGCUGAAGAAUGGCAAGAGAGCAGGACGGAGGGUGAGCACCCCAAAGAGAUUAUUAGACCAUAUGACUGGACCUAUACAACAGAUUACAAAGGAACAUUACUUGGCGAAGCUCUUAAGUUAAAGGUUGUGCCUACAACAGAUCAUAUAGACACAGAGAAAUUGAAAGCCAGAGAACAGAUUAAAUUUUUUGAAGAAGUUCUGUUGUUUGAAGAUGAACUUCAUGAUCAUGGAGUUUCAAGCUUAAGUGUGAAAAUUAGAGUGAUGCCUUCUAGCUUUUUCCUGUUACUGAGAUUUUUCUUAAGAAUUGAUGGCGUGCUCAUCAGGAUGAAUGACACAAGGCUCUACCAUGAGGCUGACAAGACUUACAUGUUAAGAGAAUACACUUCAAGGGAGAGCAAAAUAGCAAAUUUAAUGCAUGUUCCACCAGCCCUCUUUACAGAGCCCAAUGAAAUAUCACAAUACCUACCUGUAAAGGAGGCAGUAUGUGAGAAGCUGGAGUUUCCUGAAAGAAUGGAUCUUAACCUUGUGGCUACACAGGAAAAUACAUGCAUGGAAUCUAAAUAAAAUGUCAUACAAUAUGAA